AAAAAUUUCCAUUGGAGGAAGAGGACGUACCUCUCUCUACAUGGCUCCUUCUCUUUCGCUGUCACUUUCUCUCUCUAGAAGCCGCUUCGUCGCAGCAGCAGCUUCUCUCGUCCCUUCGUCUCGAUUCGUCUCCGUCCGAUCUCAAUCCUCCGACCGCCCUUCCAACCACGGCGGCGAUCUCCACGAGACCGACACCGCCGCGUCGCAGUCGCAGAUCGAUCCUCUCAUCCAGAAGCUGGAGGACGCAGUCCACCGUAUAAUCGUGCGCCGAUCCGCACCUGAUUGGCUACCAUUUGUUCCCGGCGCAUCGUAUUGGGUCCCGCCACCGAGAUCCCAGCCCCAUGGAAUCGCACAGCUCGUCGAGAAGCUAGCGAAUCCGAUGACCGACGAGGAAUCUCUCUCCACCACUUCGGAUCGGGGAUGGCCCUCUUCUGAUUACUUCAUCGAAGGUGUACAGCCACAUCCACUGGAGAUAGAGGCGACUUCAGAUACUGCAUAUCGGUCCGAGGAAGAAGAAGGGUAGAUCACACGACUUGUUGCAAUGGCGUCUGGGGCUCUUCAAGAUCUGUAAAUUUCAAGAACACAAGCCAGGAUGCACCUCAGAUCAGCAAAGAGGGAAGACUGAAUAUGGCCAAAGAGAGAAAUGGAAUAAGAAAGAUGUUUGUUUUUUUUGUAGCAGCAUCUCAUUCUGUUUGUGUAAAUAUUUAUUGAAAAUGAACAUCGUAUUUCCAUAUAUAUGAUGAUAUUCAGGGGUUUUUGUAAAAAUAUAA
Molecule: messenger RNA, 770 nt
Organism: Tarenaya hassleriana
Lineage: Eukaryota; Viridiplantae; Streptophyta; Magnoliopsida; Brassicales; Cleomaceae
Exons: 3
Coding region: 41-523 (160 amino acids)
Source: RefSeq, a predicted model, not a curated record